This is a messenger RNA of Cetraspora pellucida, 439 nucleotides long. Lineage: Eukaryota; Fungi; Glomeromycota; Glomeromycetes; Diversisporales; Gigasporaceae. The record is from the annotation of a GenBank genome assembly.
UAGACAAAAGUUUUCUCAUAUUUCUUCACAAUAUCAGGAAAACUUUAAUACAAAUUUAUAUAUUUUAAAGAGAGAUAUUAGUAAAGAUUUAGAAGAUGUUGGCAUAGAUUCUUCUAAAGAAUCAAAUAAUUUAAAAGAAAUUAAUUUGGAUUUUCUAGAAGAAUCUGAUUAUAAUCAAGAGAACAAUAACAAUUUUUCUGAAGAAUUUAUUAAUAUUCAGCAUUUUAGAUCUUGGAGACAUAAUCUUCCUCUUAUACCAAUAUAUUCAAGAACUAUUAAUAUUUCAGCUAAAAAAACUUCAUCAAAUUCUAAAAAUACUAAAGAUGCUUAUUACCUAUCUAUUAAUAAUAUUAUUUGGCAUAUACUAAAUAAUUCAACUUUAAUAAAACAUAUAUACUUUGGAUCUGAUCAAGAAGUUACCAAUAAAUCAGAAUAUUAG